AUGCUUCAGGUUGAAAAACAAAGAACAAAAGUAGCAGAUACAAAACCGUUAGACUAUAUCUUUACAAACGCUGGUAGGACUAUUUCAGAUGAAGAAAUUUCAUCCGGUGCUUACAGGUUUGACCCUCAAAAUGUUAUGUGUCAUGCAAGUUUCAGUUCAAGCAACAAUAGUUUUCUUUGUAUUGGUAAGGACUUUUAUGACUUUGCUUCUAAAUUCUAUGAACCACCGAGUAACAGUUUCUCUGACUUUCAAGUUUGGUUCACAACAAAUGGUGUGCAACAUAUUAUACCAUUGUACUAUGACUUUUAUCUCGAAUUGUCUUUCAUAUAUAACUACGGAGAAGUGCUGAAAAAGUAUUGA
This is a messenger RNA of Trichomonas vaginalis G3, 360 nucleotides long. RefSeq lists its product as uncharacterized. The record is from RefSeq and is a predicted model, not a curated record. Bases 1 to 360 code for a protein of 119 amino acids. Lineage: Eukaryota; Parabasalia; Trichomonadida; Trichomonadidae. The transcript has a single exon.